AGCAUGAGCAACCGCAUGUGCUGAACCUGAUUGUGCAGAAGAUAAGACCGCUGUAGAUGUAGUGGAAAAACUUUUCGAUGGGAACUGAAGUGCGGGCAAUUUCGGUCCGGCUCAACGGUGGCAAUGACGAGUUGCGAUAUGGUCACCAGCGGCGUUUCCUGUUCGGUGACCACUUGCUGGAUUUCACACAUCAACCCAGAGGCAACUGAAGCAAAGUGAAUCGUUUGCAAACACACUGGCUUGGUCGCAGGCGCUUGACGCUGUUUUACUGAAGCACGUUUUAUCAAUGAAUCGAUAAGAUAGCGCCACCGAGCGACUGGGCGAAGAAACUGAAACACUGAAACGGCGACACUGGUUUUGGUCUGUGUAGGUUCGAGACGGUUUCGCUAUCGUUGUACGGCCGGUUCCAUUAUUUAUCAGUUGUGCCUGCUGCGACACGCUGACUCAGCCGCGUGCUAACGCGAGACGCGCGAACUCGGUUUGAGUAAGUGCGCCAGAACGUUUUAGUGUGUUGGGACGAGCGGGAUUCGUGCGUGGUUAAUACAUCGACGAUGGACCCUUACCUGGGCUUGGCGCAGAAUAAAUCGAAGCCUCGUAGUGUGCUCGAUGGUUUUUCUAACCGUAAUCUAACAGCCGUGAAAGCAGGAAGUUACAGGCCUAGCCGCCCAGCAAUACGCUCCAACAGACCCCUCUCCACCUCCUCACUUGUAGAACCGUCGGAACAUUUCCGUCUCUUGCAGCAAGACCAUUUGGCGCUACAGAAGAAGCAGAAACAGCUGGAAGAGAGCUACUCUUUGCUAGAGGAACGAUUCGAUAAGCUAAAGCUGGAAUACGAAACACUUCAGAGCGCCUACGAGGAGCUGCAGGAGAACUAUAGUGCCUCGUCGCCGAAGAACUUUACAGCCGGUAAGCUACUGGUGUACUUAAAGUUGAAACGACGAGCUGACAAAAGCGCGCUGGAGAACCGGAACAUAAUCAAAAAUGAGGCGUGUUUCAACACCUUUCUCAAGGAUGUCAUUAUGGCCGAUCAUCCCCGGAUACCGCGAGUUAUCUACGAGUGCGUCAGUGUGCUGGAGUCGAAUGAAAAGUUUCUGAGCGUACCGGGCCUGUACCGUGUUUCGGGUGAUUACAAUGUGAUUCAGAACCUGCGCUACGAUAUCAACGCGAACCAGUACAAGAAACUGCGGAAACUAAAGAGCCCCCAUGAGGUGUGCGGCAUCAUCAAAUUAUUCCUGCGCGAGCUAAAGGAUCCUCUGGUGUCACUGCAAAUGUGCGCGGAGAUCAUUCCGAGCCUAGAGGAACUAAAAUCCAACAAACGGGCGAAGGUGCUGCAACUCGUUAACGCGCUGGAUGAGCUGCGGCUGCAAACGCUCAAGUUUCUAAUGAAACAUCUUCGCAACGUGGCGAAUGCGCCGGAGAACGAAAUGGAUACAUACAGUCUGGGGCUUCUGAUGAGCUCUUGCAUCUUCAACGAAACGUUGGCGGACGUGUGCCCGGUGAAGUUCGAAAAGCAAAGUGCAAUGUGCUGGACGGUGUUUCUUCUGCUGGGAGUGAUCAUUUCAUUGUUAGCUCUUUUCGACUGGAAAGCGAAACGGUACGAUAGCGUUCCAGGACCUCGACGAUGGCCGUUUGUUGGGAAUGUUGUCUCGUUUCUGGGAGUUGGUCCUGUCGAGAUAUUUGCUCAACUGAUCGCGUUCGGAAAAACGUACGGGAAGGUGUACAAGCUGGAUUUCUUCUAUGAUUACACCAUCGUCUAUUCUUCGCCUGAGGCAGUUGAGGCCAUUGUAACAUCGCCUGCCUUUGCCGCCAAGUCGCAGGACUACGAUAAGGUAUCGGAAUGGAUCGGCAAUGGACUGCUCGUGUCUCGGGGGCCCAAGUGGUUCAGCCGACGGAAGGUUAUCACGCCGGGGUUUCAUUUCAAAAUAUUGGAGGACUUUGUACCGGCCUUUAACCGGCAGGCGGAAUCAUUCUGCCGCAAACUGGAAGCAUUGAUGCGAGAACCCGGCCGAGAGGCGAUCGAUGUCUUUCCCGAGCUGAAGCUACUGACGCUCGGCAUCAUCUGUGAAACGGCCAUGGGUGUGGACAGUGCGGAAGAUGCCGCACAGCAAGCAUACUACACUCGAAUAGUGGAGGAACUGAGCUCCAUUCUCUAUUGGCGCAUGUUUAAUGUGUUCGUUAACAUCGAUGCAUUGUUUCGACUAACCAGCACGAGUCGUCGUUUCGACGAGCUGGUAAAGAAAUCGUGGAACUUUACGCUAAACAUGAUCGAUAAACGAAGAAAGAUUAACGAAGAUACUAUGCGGACCAAUGGAGCUGGUGAGCAGGCAGAUGAAACAUUUGGAAAGCGUAAGAGAGCGUUGCUUGAUACGUUGCUUGAAGCGCGGAUCGAUGGUAAACCGCUGACGGAUGACGACAUUCGGGAAGAAGUGGACACUUUUACAUUUGCCGGUCACGAUACGACUGCAUCAGCUAUGACGUUUCUGCUAUACAACGUCGCUAAGCAUCCUGAGGUCCAGGAGCGCCUAUAUGAAGAAAUUUUGGAUGAAAUCGGAUCAGAGUUUACAGAAUUAACUCUGAGCACACUGAACAAUCUUCGUUACAUGGAUUUGGUGCUCAAGGAGUCCCUUCGACUGUAUCCACCCGUACCGAUGAUAGCACGUAUUGCGACCGACGAUACAAAAGUGUUGGGUGAACGUAUAACACGCGGAACUAGUGUGGCCUUAGACAUUUUCCUCAUGCACCGAAGUGAAGACUAUUUCCACGAUCCAGAUCAAUUUGAUCCAUCGCGGUUCGAAGGAAUGCGCGAUGCUGACACGUUCAAUCCUUAUACAUAUAUACCAUUUAGUGCCGGCAGUCGGAACUGCAUCGGACAGAAGUUUGCCCAAUACGAGAUAAAAAGCGCGCUUGUGAAGAUUCUGCAGCAUUUCACCGUGCGAUUGACACGGGACAAUUAUGAGCCAACAUUGAAAGCCGAAAUCGUACUAAAACCUUCCACAGGACUGCCGCUGCAAUUCGUGAGAAGACAUUAA
This is a messenger RNA of Anopheles aquasalis, 3029 nucleotides long. RefSeq names its product cytochrome P450 4d2-like. Gene Ontology annotation, molecular function: iron ion binding; oxidoreductase activity, acting on paired donors, with incorporation or reduction of molecular oxygen; heme binding. The record is from RefSeq and is a predicted model, not a curated record. NCBI's taxonomy places the organism in Eukaryota, Metazoa, Arthropoda, Insecta, Diptera, Culicidae. Gene Ontology annotation, biological process: signal transduction.